UUGAAGCAAGUUUGGAAUUGCACCACCACACCGUUAAACAGCACAAUAUACAAAUAGACAGUGUUGUAACCCAAAUCAUCAUGACUUUCGAUGUGAGAAGGUUCGAUAUCUACAGGAAGGUGCCCAAAGACCUCACCCAGCCCACGUACACUGGAGCCUUCAUUUCAAUAUGCUGCUGUGUCUUCAUGCUCUUCCUUUUUCUCUCGGAGCUGACGGGAUUCAUAGCCACAGAAAUAGUAAAUGAAUUGUAUGUGGAUGACCCCGAUAAAGACAGUGGGGGGAAGAUUGAAGUGAGUUUAAACAUCAGUUUGCCAAACUUACACUGUGACUUGGUGGGUCUGGAUAUCCAGGAUGAGAUGGGUCGUCAUGAGGUGGGCCACAUAGAGAACUCUAUGAAGGUGCCCCUAAACAACGGCUAUGGCUGCCGCUUGGAAGGAGAGUUCACCAUCAACAAAGUGCCCGGAAACUUCCAUGUGUCCACACACGGUGCGACUGCUCAGCCACAGAGUCCAGAUAUGACCCAUAUCAUUCACAAACUCUCUUUUGGUGAGCGGGUUCAGGUACACAAUGUCCAAGGGGCCUUCAACGCACUAGGAGGGGCAAACCGCAUGGAAUCCAAUGCACUGGCCUCCCACGAUUACAUUCUGAAGAUCGUCCCCACAGUCUAUGAGGACCUGUCUGGAAGGCAGCGCUUCUCCUAUCAGUACACAGUAGCAAACAAGGAAUAUGUAGCCUACAGCCACACUGGAAGGAUUAUACCAGCGAUCUGGUUUCGCUACGACUUGAGCCCCAUCACCGUCAAAUACACAGAGCGAAGACAGCCCCUCUACCGAUUCAUCACUACAAUCUGUGCCAUUAUCGGCGGGACGUUCACGGUGGCUGGCAUCAUUGACUCUUGUAUUUUCACAGCGUCCGAGGCCUGGAAGAAGAUCCAGCUUGGCAAGUUGUCAUGA
Engraulis encrasicolus (European anchovy) is the source of this 953-nucleotide messenger RNA. RefSeq names its product endoplasmic reticulum-golgi intermediate compartment 1 (gene ergic1). The transcript has 10 exons. Bases 81 to 953 code for a protein of 290 amino acids. The record is from RefSeq and is a predicted model, not a curated record. NCBI's taxonomy places the organism in Eukaryota, Metazoa, Chordata, Actinopteri, Clupeiformes, Engraulidae.